This is a messenger RNA of Onychomys torridus (southern grasshopper mouse), 6316 nucleotides long. RefSeq names its product one cut homeobox 2 (gene Onecut2). Bases 94 to 1617 code for a protein of 507 amino acids. NCBI's taxonomy places the organism in Eukaryota, Metazoa, Chordata, Mammalia, Rodentia, Cricetidae. Gene Ontology annotation, cellular component: nucleus. Gene Ontology annotation, molecular function: DNA-binding transcription factor activity, RNA polymerase II-specific; RNA polymerase II cis-regulatory region sequence-specific DNA binding. The record is from RefSeq and is a predicted model, not a curated record. Gene Ontology annotation, biological process: regulation of transcription by RNA polymerase II. The transcript is spliced from 2 exons.
CCGGAGCCCCUUGGCCGAACCACGCCACGCGUGCCUAGCCAGCCCGCCGGCAGCCCCCGCCGCUCCCACCGCCCCCGGGCCCCGAUGGACUGAAUGAAGGCUGCCUACACCGCCUAUCGAUGCCUCACCAAAGACCUAGAAGGCUGCGCCAUGAACCCGGAGCUGACAAUGGAAAGUCUGGGCACUUUGCACGGGCCGGUCGGCGGCGGCAGCGGCGGGGGCGGCGGCGGGGGCGGAGGGGGCGGGGGCGGGGGCCCGGGCCAUGAGCAGGAGCUGCUAGCCAGCCCCAGCCCCCACCACGCGGGCCGCGGCGCUGCUGGCUCGCUGCGUGGCCCGCCGCCGCCGCCAACCGCGCAUCAGGAGCUGGGCACCGCGGCGGCGGCGGCGGCAGCCGCGGCGUCGCGAUCGGCCAUGGUCACCAGUAUGGCCUCGAUCCUGGACGGCAGCGACUACCGGCCUGAGCUCUCCAUCCCGCUGCACCACGCCAUGAGUAUGUCCUGCGACUCGUCCCCGCCAGGCAUGGGCAUGAGCAACACCUAUACGACGCUGACGCCGCUCCAGCCGCUGCCACCCAUCUCCACGGUGUCAGACAAGUUCCACCACCCGCACCCUCACCACCACCCUCACCACCACCAUCACCACCACCAUCACCAUCAGCGUCUGUCGGGCAACGUCAGUGGCAGCUUCACCCUCAUGCGCGACGAGCGCGGGCUUCCGUCCAUGAACAACCUUUACAGCCCUUACAAGGAGAUGCCUAGUAUGAGCCAGAGCCUGUCUCCGCUGGCUGCCAGCCCCCUGGGCAACGGACUGGGUGGCCUUCACAACGCUCAGCAGAGCCUGCCCAACUAUGGUCCGCCGGGCCACGACAAAAUGCUCAGCCCCAAUUUCGACGCGCACCACACUGCCAUGCUGACCCGCGGUGAGCAACACCUGUCCCGAGGCCUGGGCACCCCGCCUGCGGCCAUGAUGUCUCACCUCAAUGGUUUGCACCACCCGGGCCACACUCAGUCCCACGGGCCAGUGCUGGCUCCUAGCCGCGAGCGGCCCCCGUCGUCCUCCUCGGGUUCGCAGGUGGCCACGUCGGGACAGCUGGAGGAGAUCAACACCAAAGAGGUGGCCCAGCGUAUCACCGCCGAGCUGAAGCGCUACAGCAUCCCACAGGCGAUCUUCGCACAGAGGGUUCUAUGCCGCUCUCAGGGGACUCUCUCCGACCUGCUCCGGAAUCCCAAACCCUGGAGUAAACUCAAAUCUGGCAGGGAGACCUUCCGCAGGAUGUGGAAGUGGCUGCAGGAGCCCGAGUUCCAGCGCAUGUCUGCCUUACGCCUGGCAGCGUGCAAGCGUAAAGAGCAAGAACCUAACAAGGACAGGAACAACUCCCAGAAGAAAUCCCGCCUGGUGUUCACGGACCUCCAACGCCGAACGCUCUUCGCCAUCUUCAAGGAGAACAAGCGCCCUUCGAAGGAAAUGCAGAUCACCAUCUCCCAGCAACUCGGGCUGGAGCUGACCACUGUCAGUAACUUCUUCAUGAACGCCCGGCGCCGCAGCCUGGAGAAAUGGCAAGAUGACCUAAGCACGGGAGGCUCCUCUUCCUCCUCCAGCACUUGUACCAAAGCAUGAUCCAAGGACUUUCACCUGGGCACAAGUCACCUCCAAAUGAGGACAACAGAUACCAAAAAGUAAAUCAAUAAAAACCAAAAACAAACAAACAAACAAACACAAACAAAACAAACAAUCACAAAGACAUCAGAUUCUUAGCUGGGGCCCUUCACUGGUGACUUGAAAGCACAAUUCUCCUGAAAAUUCUAUUCUAGCUGUAAUCAUAGGCCAGGUGUUCAUUUUGUUUUGCUUUGUUUUAAAUGGCUACAGAGUCCAAGUGCACGCUGAAAACUAAUCUCUUUGAACCAGACACUAUCCUCUGAGCAUGCUAGGCAUCCCAGAGAUCCAAAUGGGGCCUUCUUGGAGGGAGUUAAUUACAGCAGGGUGUCCACCAAGCUCAGUAUUGAUGUAAGCGUCAACAGUCCCAUUCAGGCCCAGGCAACCUCUUGUCUUCGUUGCCCAUGAGUAACAGUGGGAAUUUGGCCCAAGUCAAGACACAACUUAGGAUUCUAAGACACUACAUCAUGAAAAGAAUUUAACAACAAGAAAGACCUCAUUUGCCUCCCAAGUGCUUAGCUUCUUUAUAUCACAAUACACAAAAAUUCUCAGCCAUAACAUUUCAAAAAAAUGAAUCAGAAUGGCAAUUACUGAGCACAAGUUUUAAAUAUGAAAAAUCAAUAAAAAUCCAAGGACCUGUUUUUUCCAACUCAGGCAUCUUUUCACUGGAUAGUUUAGAAAGCAUUAGGUUGAUUUCAGUUUACAAUUUUUCUUUUCCUUACCUCCUGGAAAUCUCAUGUGGUCUUUUGGAUCCGUCAGGGGGAAAUAAAAAAGUCAGUUCACUUGAGCUCAAAGUAUCAAGCACAACAAAGAUAAAACAGAAAUAAGGAAGGUUCUGGUUUCAAUGCAUCCAGCUUGGCAAGGCGGUCUAUAUCCGUCUACACCGUUGUGAAGUCAUUAGGAAAUCACUGGGAAUAUGGCUUCAAGCACAUUUUGCAGUUUGUUACAAAUUCUGUUUGUACAUAACGCAGAUGCACACUCAGGAGGCCAAUUUAACUGUUACAGUACAGGAGCAAAUGCAUCGUUUAAGAUCUAGAUUUUUUUAGAUCAUUGCCAUGUCCUUGAUUUACUGGUCCACCCAGUUCCUCCUAUGUAUGUUCUGACUACCAUGCAGUUCAUUCUCAUCCUUGCUGAUUUGUGUGGUCCCUGUCCCAUCCCAUCAGCGGGGAUGUUUCUUUUGCUUUCUAGAAAGAAACAGUUUAAUAAGCCACAUCCUGUUGCCUCUUCCUAAAUCUCUUCCAUUGUUGACUCAUCCUUGUGAAACAGCCGACUGAAUCUGGAGAGAACACAGCACACCAAAGAAGCAGAAUACUGCAAACCAAAGACAUUUAUUACCUGCCAUUUUCUAGCCUACAAAUACUGUGAUUACUUUUAGAGAUCAGAACACCUCUGUAACUCCUAGUGGCAUGCGGCUCUUGUCUUGGGCUCACCCUCUGGCUGAGCAAACCAGCCAUGCCUAUGACAUUCACCAAGCAUCCAGGCAGUGGCUUCACCAUGCCAGCCCUGGUUGUCACUUUCCCAUAGCGAGUGGAGAGGGCCCACAGAACUCUGGGAGAUUACAAAGGUCACUAUGUGCAUAUUUACCAGUGAAUGGCCCCAGGUGGGCACCGUGGGUGUUCAAAGCAAGCCAAACGCUGCAAUGAUUCUUUACAGACACUUGAGACUGACUUUUGUAUGAAUUACUUAUUGAAACCAAAGAAACUUUUUUCUGCACCUACUUCUGCAACAAACAGAACUGUCCCAUUAAUUGAGUAAAUGAUUCCAUCAAUCACUGGAAAUCACCAACAAGAAAAGCACGCUAGAAUCAAAACAAAACACCGAAGAUGCACUGUGUUCAAACAGACCUCUUGGGACAUUUUUUUUUUUUUUUAAUUUUUUGGAAGCAGAUUUGAAAGAAAGGGUUGAGACAAGAAUCAAAACACAGAACAGCCUCAGUGGCUGCUGCUUCAUUUGACAACUCACUCGGUAAUCUUAAAGUUGAAGAUUGUCUUUAAUUUGUGCCUAUGCAGUUUUUCAAAAGAACAUGGAACAGAGCAACAGAAACCUCAACAGCUACAAUACCAAAGAUGAGGAUUCUCACACCUUUUGUCUCAGUUCAUUACCUUCUUUUGCCUGGCUAAAAUACUUGUAGCGUCAUUGAUCUGUACAAAGGUAAUUGAUUUUGUUUCUCUAAGCAACAAAAGGAAAGGGUCAUUCGUUUGCUUUUAUUGCCUCCCUUUAGUUUUUGCUUUAUGGCUUUUUAGUCAACAUGGAAUCCCCCACAAAGGUUCCAUGGACCCCACAUUUGAGAUGUUGGGAUACUGAAUGAUGUUCCCCUCUCUCUUCAGCGGAGUAUGGGAAAUCCUACCGUCACAUGAAUGUUCAUUGCUUCUAAGUUCAGAGUCUCAUCAUUGGGGGAGGGAAGGGGAGCAAGGGUCAGGGGUAGGAGUCUGGGUGAUAGGUCCUCUCCAGAGCCACAGAACCAAAGAAUUUAUAGAGAAAUCUACAACCUCAUCUUCAUGUGACUGCCACAUAGUAACAGGGCUUCAUUUGGGGGUGGGGAGACAUGUAAAAAGAAUUGCCAGUUUCUACUUUUCUAUUAGCUUUUUAAAAAAAAAAAUCAGCUGUAAAGUUGCAUUUCUAAAGAAAGAUAUAAAUAUAUAUAUAUAUAUUAAAUGUAUGAGUACAUAUAUACACCAACCUGCAUUGGUGAUAACCCAAAAAUUUUGCUGUCCAAAUUCAUGCCAUCUUUUUGUCAUAGGCUCCGUUCACUGAGUGUUCAGUUCACAACAAUUGUCAUUUCCCAUGCCAUUCCAGAGUUAAUUUGCCACUGUGGUUGUCUGGCAGUAUUCAUAUUUCCAUGUCAACUUAUGGGAAAGGGUGAAAGUCAUGUUUAAGCAUUUCUACAUGUAACUUGUUGAUGAAUGGAUUCAUGAUAUAAAUGAGUUUUAGUUGUAUUUAGUCAUCUCUAUUCUAUGCCUCGACCAUGAUGAGCAAGGUUUCUCUCCCAGAUUAGCUCAGAGCUACUGCUGCUGCUAGCAGUGAGGAAUUCAUCUUCUCUCAUUGCUGGGAAUGGCUAGUGGUUCAUUCCCAUCCUCUGUGGAGUAGAACACCCAGAAAUCCACUUUCCCGUAGAUGCUCUAUCCAUCAGAGUAGCCUAGAUUCUUCUAAGUGAGCAGACUCACCAGGGACUUCUCGUGGGGAAGUCCAGCUCCCUUUGCAAUAGGUUAGCCAGGUGUCCUCAGGGUAGUACUUACCAACUUGUACUGAUAAACUUGUAUGCAACCAUAGCUGCCACUGGGGUGGGACAGAGUUGUUGGGGGGAUGUAGCUCAAUCCUGGAGGAAAGACAAACAGCAGACUGUGGGGAGAGCCCAGAUUCCUGUCCCUGGAGAGCCACAUCAUCUGUUGUCCCACUUCUUUACUUGCUCAACGUGGCUAUCCUAUAUACAGAGCAUCAUUUCUACAGCCGAGAGAGUGUGGCUCUGUGUGAUUUUUUGUAGUGCGUCCUGCCUAGAGAAUUUUUUUUUCACUUUUCCCUUGGUUCUCUCUGUCCCUUGCUUAUAUUCCAUGGACCCUUGGUCAAAUGACCAAGAGAAAGGAAUAUUUUCUUCUGGAGAUUGCUCCCAUUUCAGCUUAGUCAGGUGAAUUUUAACUUGGGUAAACACUAAAUGAGUCCUUGUGAAUUGUGGCCAAUGGGAAUGGUGGUUCUGCUUCAAUACAGACUGAGGGACCACGCAUCUUACUUUGGUUGGUGACUGACACUAAUUAACAGCAUUUGGGUCUCCACAUCCUUGGAAGAUGGUGGCAUGAAGAUAAAAGGCAAGAAUUUCCCUCCAAGAACUCUUGGUAAAUGUCUCACAUAUCUCAGCUCAUAUCAAAGAGAAUGCUUGCUUUAAAAAAUGUUACACACACACACACACACACACACACAAACACACACGUAUAUGUGUCUGUAUACACAUGAAUCAAAAUUUUAAGCCGUACAAAGUUUCAUUUUGCUAGAUAAGUGAAAGGAAAAAAGUACUAUACUGAAAAAUUAUAGAAUUUAAUCCAGUGUGUUUUUUCCCCAAAGCCUUUAAAUUUUUAUUUUAAAUUAAUAGUUUCAGAAAAAUAACUAUUUGGACUUGGAUAUACCUAUAAUCCACAUCCUCAAUCCAAAAAAAGUUCCAGGCUGCCUCAGCCAUCAACAACAGCUGGACACUGUGAAAUAAUAGCUCACAACCCAAUUUCACAUUCUUGGGGUGACAGAAAUCCAAAGGUUCAAAGCUACUGAGUCAAAGGUGUUUUUCUUUAAGCCUUUGUGUAACUAAGCUUUUGUUUUGUUUUGUUCUCAGUGUGAUUUUAAUAAUGGAGAUUCAAUUCCAGAAUUCUUUUAAAGGGGAGCCAAUAUAUUUCUUUUUUUUAAAGGACAACAACAACAAUAAUAAAAAUUUGAUUCCAGUAUUUAAAAGAUUUUCCCAUAAUGUUAUAGAGCAUUUGGUCUGUGCCACAUAGUGGUACAGGCUAGUCUGAGCCAGGAAGGAAAGAUCAGGCUUGCAUACUCAACUCCUGUUUUUCCAAAGGCUCUUGGCAGCUUUGGCUUUGGAAAUCCAAUCUCAUCAUCACUUUAAGGUAAAGGAAAACAAAAACUAGGAAGUUAAACCUACUAAACUCUAGACUCUCUCUCUCUCUCUCUCUCUCUC